This is a messenger RNA of Carcharodon carcharias (great white shark), 1662 nucleotides long. RefSeq names its product adenylate kinase 2 (gene ak2). Bases 100 to 828 code for a protein of 242 amino acids. Lineage: Eukaryota; Metazoa; Chordata; Chondrichthyes; Lamniformes; Lamnidae. The record is from RefSeq and is a predicted model, not a curated record. Gene Ontology annotation, molecular function: ATP binding; AMP kinase activity. Gene Ontology annotation, cellular component: mitochondrion; cytoplasm. The transcript is spliced from 7 exons. Gene Ontology annotation, biological process: ADP biosynthetic process.
AGCACGAGAGGAAGCGGCGGAGGGGUUUUUUUUUUUUCUCUUUUUUUUAAAAAAUUUUUUUGGUCGGGUUUCAAAAGACGAAUUAACGCGCGGUAAAACAUGAGUCCCGGAGCCAGCGAGAAGCCCAAGGUGAACCACGUGCGGAAGGGCAUCAGGGCCAUUCUGCUGGGCCCGCCCGGGGCAGGGAAAGGCACACAGGCUCAUAGACUUGCUGACCACUACGAUGUCUGUCACUUAGCGACAGGUGACAUGCUACGAGCCAUGGUAGCAACAGGAUCAGAAUUGGGUCAGAAGUUAAAGGAAACAAUGGACACAGGAAAAUUGGUCAGCGAUGAGAUGGUGGUUGAAUUGAUUGAUAAAAACUUGGACACCCCGGCCUGCCGAAAUGGAUUUCUGUUGGAUGGAUUUCCACGCACUGUGAAUCAGGCACAGAUUUUUGAAAAACAAUUGGAAAAGCGAUCCGAGAAGCUCGACUCUGUGCUAGAGUUUAAGAUCGAUGAUAACUUAUUGAUAACCAGGAUCUAUGGCAGGCUGAUUCACCAGGCAAGUGGACGCAGUUACCAUGAAUUGUACAACCCGCCCAAGACGCCAAUGAAAGAUGAUGUAACCGGCGAACCUUUGAUAAAACGCUCAGAUGACAAUGCAGAAACGCUAAAAUCUCGUCUUGUUGCUUACCAUACCCAAACCAAACCUCUGAUUUCUUAUUACCAAAAGAAAGGGCUUCAUACAGCUAUUGAUGCCACACAGCCUCCUGAUGUUGUUUUUUCUACCAUUCUAGCUGCCUUCAGUGGAGUCGCAUCUGAGAAGUGGAGGCUUGGUCUGUUCUGAGCGAGAUGACCUUUCUAUCUUCAUCCUUACUGGAACUGCCUGGAUAAUCUCCCCCUCAAACUGUCUUCAAGGACUGUAUGAUUGUUAACCAUAUUGAAUUUAUGUAAACACUAUAUUUUCUUUUAAAGAAAUUAGAAUAAUAAAAGCAAAAUAAAAAAUGGCAAAUGAAACAAGAAUAAAGAUGGAGAGAAACAGCUGGUCAGACAGCAUAAGUGGAGAUUGCAAACUGUUGACAUUUUGGAUAAAUUUGAAGUGUUGGCUAUUUAAUUUCAACCUAGAUGAUGACUUACCUGUGUAUUUCUAGCUUUUUAUAUUUUUGUUUCUUUAAAAGAAAACUUGCCUUUCUCCCUUCCCCAUUUUGUUUUAGUAACUUGGAGUAGUUAAGUAUUUGUAAAAGCUAAUCUACAUGACACAUUAUACUAAAAUCUCCAAUUUUUAUUUUUAUGGCAUGUCAACAGCAUUAGAUUGCUUUUAGUGCCCUGUUCUGAGGGUCUGGGGUCCUCUAGGCACCCAACAUCCCUGAGUAGUUCUCUCAUUUUCACGUUAUCUUAUUCAACUGUGCAACUGCAAAUCUAGUGUCCAGUUAAGAUUGUAAAUUGUAUCUGAUUUUGGUAGGUCUGAAGGAGAAAAAUCACUUCUGGCAUAAAUGCAACUUUAACUGCAUUUGGGGGGUCUGUUUCUAAAAUAUAAACUUCUACUCUACUAAUUAAUGUAUCCUGUUCCAAAACUGAGAAUAUUAUAUUUUUCUGUAAUUUUAAAGAGAAGAUCUUUUGAAAAUUUUGCUCUGCUCUGCUUUGUAAAAGAGUCAAAAUAAAAGCGAACCAAUGAAGCUCA